Theileria parva strain Muguga is the source of this 522-nucleotide messenger RNA. RefSeq lists its product as uncharacterized. The record is from RefSeq and is a predicted model, not a curated record. Bases 1 to 522 code for a protein of 173 amino acids. The transcript has a single exon. NCBI's taxonomy places the organism in Eukaryota, Apicomplexa, Aconoidasida, Piroplasmida, Theileriidae.
AUGAUUCUGGAGGAUAAUUAUGUUAUUUCUUUAGAACUGGUUGAAAAAUUGAACAAAUAUUUUAAUUCCUAUUAUAAACACCUGUUUUCUAAAAUUACUCCAAUUUCACUCCAGUUUAACUCCUCUUCCUCCCAUUUCACAAUCGAAGAACUUACCAACUCACCUGUAAAAGAUCCUUUAGAUGAAGUGAAGACACUAAGUGAUGCAGAUAACACUGUAAAAUUGAACAGUCUAUUAUGUGUAUACAAAAAUGAUAAAAAUGUACGUAAAAACUUGUUAAUAUUUCCAAUACACUGCAGUAACAAGGUUAUUACCGACGAUGUCAUAAAUACACUCCAACUAACUACUUUAGAUACUGAUUCCAAGGAUGAUAUUGGCGAAAUUUGUAGAAAAUUUGGAUAUUUGAACGAGUUACAGAAUUCUCUUGAUUUCAAGAACACUUUAUUCAUCUCAGUUUUUUAUGAAAAUAAUAAAUUCACUCUUUAUGAACUUAAUUUUAACUCCAUUCUUAACUUCAUAUAA